Molecule: messenger RNA, 774 nt
Organism: Lepus europaeus (European hare)
Lineage: Eukaryota; Metazoa; Chordata; Mammalia; Lagomorpha; Leporidae
Product: T-cell ecto-ADP-ribosyltransferase 2-like
Exons: 3
Molecular function (GO): NAD+ poly-ADP-ribosyltransferase activity; NAD+-protein-arginine ADP-ribosyltransferase activity
Source: RefSeq, a predicted model, not a curated record
AUGGCAUGUCUUCUACACAAAGCUGUUCACGUCUUCGUGCUGGCUCGGUGGCUGACGCCGCAGGUGACUGGCCAGGGGCAGCCAGUCCAGCUGGACUUGGCUUCCGAUGCAUUUGAUGAUCAGUAGGAGGGCUGUGUAGAGCAAAUGGAGAAGAUGGCACCCCAGCUGUUAGAGGAAGAGCUGCAGGUGAAUAAAGACUUCGGAGUUCAAUGGGCAAAGGCGGAGACACAGUGGAACCAGAUAAAGAAUAAAAUAAGCCAUUCCUCCAAAUUAAGUGAUUUCCAGGGAACGGCUCUAGUGGCCUACACUGGGGUCACAGCGAAGGAUUUUAAUAGUGCCGUAAGAGAAUUCUUUCCGAAUCAAUGGAACUUUCAGUCUAAAGCCUUCCAUUAUUAUCUGACAAGAGUGCUUCAGCUUCUCGCGACAGGGGAGUGCCAGAGAGUGUACAGAGGCUCUCACACCCGGUUCUCUUACAGCGGGUUGGGAAAUGUACGCUUUGGGCAAUUUACUUCAUCAUCUUUGAGUCAAAAUGUAGCUACUUCUUCAGUGUUUCUUGGUGAAAACAGGACCCUGAUUAUCAUCACAUCAUGCCUGGGGGUUGAUAUCAAAGCAUUCUCUGUGUAUCCUCGCGAAGAGGAAGUGCUGAUUCCAGGGUAUGAAGUGUAUCAGAAAGUCUCCGUGUCUAGAGAAGCUAACAAAAAAUAUAAUGUGAUUUUGCUGGAAUCUCCCAAAAAAAUGAUGAGUAACUUCAAUUGCUUCUACACUGAAAGGUGA